Asterias rubens (European starfish) is the source of this 5017-nucleotide messenger RNA. RefSeq names its product chondroitin sulfate synthase 2-like. The transcript has 3 exons. The coding region runs from base 371 to 2662 and encodes 763 amino acids. Gene Ontology annotation, molecular function: glucuronosyl-N-acetylgalactosaminyl-proteoglycan 4-beta-N-acetylgalactosaminyltransferase activity. Lineage: Eukaryota; Metazoa; Echinodermata; Asteroidea; Forcipulatida; Asteriidae. Gene Ontology annotation, cellular component: Golgi cisterna membrane. The record is from RefSeq and is a predicted model, not a curated record.
CACACACACAUCGUAACAUUACGGCACAACAAGCACGACUAGCUCACAGUAGUGGAGGAAGAUCACAUUAUUUUCAUGAGAAAAGGAAGUGCUUACGUUUACACACUCGGGACUAUGCCACUUAUUAAUUAUUGCAAAAACUGAGAGAGUGAGGAGGGACAUCGUGGCUAUGUCCUUGUCUAGAACUGCAAGUUGUGAGCAGAAUGUUGGGGUCUAAAAAACACCACAACAGACAAUGAAACACUGCUAGACUGAAGUCGCGAAGAACUUUCCUGUUACUGUUAGUUUGAUGUGUGCCAGGCUGCCUGUGUGUUUACACAUGGAGCAAUAAGUUCACAUACUUGCUUGAACCAGAAAUUCACAGGCAGAAAUGGCCAUAAUGAAAAGCAAAUCUCGCACGGUGAUUUAUGUUGCUGUUGGUGUAAUGGUUGGAGCAUUGCUCAGUUUGAUCUGCGCUCCACCAGGCAGUGAUUGCGGACUGGACAGUAACAUUCACGCAGGGACCAAGCGAAAAACCAAUGCAAUCAUAGAUUACGGCACGGAUGAAAACGGGAACCAACUAAAUGACAAGGACUUUGAACCGGUUUUGAUGACGGCAAAUAAUCCACUGGUGAAGAAGGACAUUGAUCGACAAAGCCUGAUCCGAUCGCGUUACAUCUCUUCGGAACUUCAAAUUAAAGAGAAACUAUUUGUGGGCGUAAUGGUGUCACGUGAAGAGAUCGAUUUAGAUUCCACCACUGUUGGGCUAAACAAGACGCUAAGCCAUUAUGUCAAUAAAUUAGUGUUUUUUGCGAAGACGAACCCUGAGCCAGCCCCAAGCGGAAUGACGAUUGUCGCGUUUCCAGGGGAACAGGUCAAUGUGAGGAUGUUCCAAAUAUGGAAGUACAUCUACGAACACUACGGCAACGAAUACGAUUGGUUUCUUUUGAUUCAAGACAACACGUAUAUUUACGGAGAGGUGUUUAUGGAGUUUCUCGGGCACAUGAGCGUGGGGCGUGAUUUGUACAUGGGAAGUCCGGUGCAUGAAUCUGAGAUGGAUGUGACAUUCUGUAGCAGAGAGGCAGGGUACAUGUUGUCAAGAAACCUGCUGAAGAAAGUCGGACCAUACUGGGAGGAUUGCAUGCGCAAGUCGUGGAACAACGUACCGGACUUGGAGUUUGGAAGAUGCGUUCAGGACCACUCGGAUGUACGCUGCUCUUCCGUUUAUGAGGAAUCAACGUUUUAUGCGUACGAUUUUGAAGACAAAGUUCUGUCAAGCAAGGAGAAGCAAGACAGCGAAUUCCAUAGGGCUAUGUCUAUAUACCACGUGAUGGACACUCGUACAAUGUAUAAACUUCAUAAAUAUUUCUCAGAGCAGGCACUAAGUCGAACUCUGGGUAAGAUUUCUGAACUUCAGAAUGUCAUAGAGGAAAUCAGUGUGUAUGCGCCUGGCGGCAAGUCUAAAUUAGCCUGGCCAAUCGGAUCAAAGAGCACCUUCAAACCCACAUCACAGUACGACGUUAUUGGUUGGGAGUACUUCACGAUGACACAUGUGUUUGGAUUGGAUGACCCAAACUCUAAGUCUCCUCUGAUUGGUGCAAAUAAACAAGACAUUGACGAGAUUCUCACGACGACAAUGUCACGCUUGAAUGAGAUCUACGGAAAUAUUUUCAUGCUCGGACGACUUGUGAAUGGAUACCGAAGAUUUGAACCACUAAGAGGUAUGGAGUACACCUUGGACAUGGAAUUGAAACUUCACGGCGACAAAAAGGAAGUUCAGAAAAGGGUCCACUUACUUCGACCUCUCAAUAAAGUGGAGAUAGUUUCAAUGCCCUAUGUCACCGAGUACACCCAAGUGACGAUCAUUUUACCAGUGGUUUCUGGCAGUCAAGAGCAAGUCCGCAUCUUCUUAGACACCUACGCAAGGAUUUGUCUUGAGACACGUGACAAGUCUGCUGUUAUGCUGAUCUUCAUUUACACCCCUGCUGAGGCUUUGUCGAUGGUAAAGGAGGAUAUUUACAGCGUCAACAAAGGGUAUAUAUCCUACUUGGAGCGCAAGUACCCUGGCUCUCACCUGUCGUGGAUCAGCGUCAAAACUAGCCUUCCUUCGCCCAUCGCAAUCAUGGAUGUUGUCUCAAAGAAGUUUGCUUCGGAUACCCUCUUCCUCCUGACCAAUGCUAAUAUGGAGAUUGCCGCUGAGUUUCUCAACAGAGUUCGCAUGAACACUAUAUCUGGUUGGCAGGUCUUCUUCCCGAUUCCCUUCUCCCAGUACGACCCCAAGAUCAUCUACAAGGAGUUGCCGAACCCCAACCGUAUCGACAUAACCAAAGCCAUCGGGCAUUUCGACACGUAUCUCUUCGAGCAUGCUAGCUUCUACAACUCGGACUACAUGAACGCCAGGAAGAAUUGGAACGAGAGACAUCCAGGUAGUGAGACUGAACACAUCCAGUCAGACCUAGACCUCUUUGAGAUGUUUCUGCACACCAAACUGAACACCUUCCGGGCCGUAGACCCAGCUCUUAAGCUUCACUAUCGUCAACGAAUAUGCCAACCCUCUCUGAAAGAAGAUCAGUAUCAACGAUGCUUAGAAGGAAGAGCUGAAGGUCUAGCGUCGAGAUCACAGCUGGCGAUGCUGGUGUUUGAGCAACAGCAAAAACAGCCAGGAUUAAAGGGUCCUGCGUAGAGUUUCAACUCUUGUGUUCUCACUAUUUUCUUCUUUUAGAACCUAAGCUAUACUUUAAUAAAAGUAAUAACAGGAAAUAUUGCUCUGCAGAUAAAUUAGCUGGGACCCAGUUGCAACACUGGGACAUAAUUAGCGCGGCAUCUUAGUUGGUAAUCUGGUUAUGCUAUUACUGGAAUAAGUUGUAAGCAAAUAUGUUGUGCUUACCAGCUUGAUACAGUUCACAGGUGGGGAGAGUCUUGUGACAAUAGCAGGGUCCCAAUCAACGAGCCUUUAUAAUUUUUCUAGCUUUUGUCACGAAAGUCUCCUACUUUAUGGUUCUGUUACCACAGAACUCGGUGCUUACAGUUACACAGUCACCAGUCACUUACUGGGUAAGCGCCAAAAUUCUGCACUAACUUUUUAAGUGAAGACUGCUUAGUAACAUGAAAUAUGCAUACGUGCAAGCACAAAUUUUUGAUAAAAUGUCAAACACGCUUACAUUAAAUGCGGAUUUGUCUCCUUCAGUAAGUACAGAUUUUUUCUGAUAACAGAGCCAUGGUAUUGGGCACAAGUCCAUAGUCUUUUAUAGGUUGACGUUGGACCUCAUCUGCUGAGUGUGUCGAUCACGGACCAUCCAUUGUUUUUUCGAUCUUUUUUAUUUAGCUGCAGUAAUGAUUUCAAUCAUCCACAAACUCCUAUGGACCAUGUCUUUUACUUUCAUUCCAGGAGAAUAAUUAAUAUUUUAUUUUAUUUAUAGAGUACAGUACAUUUACAUUGUUAUUGCCCAUGGUUGGACAUUGUCAUAAUGCAAUCCAAGGGACAGUGAAGUGUCCAUUCAAUUAAACUUAAAGUUUUAGUUCAAGAGGCUGGCAAGAAGAAUUUGCAAAACAAUCAUUGGUUUAAAUGAUAUAAACUGUACAAAAUAUGUUAAUGUAAAAUGUACUUAAUAAUAUAAAGUUCACUUUAGUAUAACUCUUAAAGUUACUUUUCUGACUGAUAAAUAUUUUUUUCCAUGGUGCUGUAUUACUUCAAAAUCACAUAAUUUCCAGUGUUUAUGUAGAAAAGAAUGGUUUUGUCCAAGCAUAUUUUUUUCAAACUUCUUGUGGUCCAAUCUGCACCUUCCCUCCACCCCUAUGUCUUGUCUCCUUAUUUAUUGUUAACCCCUUGCUUUGUCUGUGUGCUUUCUAUAUCUCUCUUUCUAUUAUUGUUAUACUUAUAAUACCUGUGUGUUAUGUUGUCAUUUGGCCUUUGAAAAUCUGUCUCUUCUUGUGUCCAAAUGUCAUGUUUAAACAAAAUACUUUCCUUCAAUAUUUCAGUGUUUUCAACUUUUUUCUUCUGAUAGUGGACACUUGAUGCUUUGAACUUGAUAAGAAUACUGUUUUUGAAUGUUUUGCAUCCUAAAUUAACAAGCAAUAAGGUUUAAGGUUAAAGAACCAGCCAGUCGGACCACUAGGACACAAUUGUGACUGGUCCUCAUGUGUUUUAAUUUGUAAUUAAACAAUUUUAGGGAGAACGCCGCAUGUAUGUAGUUAGGGUUUUUGAACAGUAUUGACCAAGUAGAAAUAAGAGCCUUGUAUUACCAAUGUCUUCAAGAAGGAGGAAAAGAUGGUUUUGAGGUGUCAGUGGAAAACAGUCUCUGACGCUUCAAAAUCUUCUUUGGAGAAAUUGAACAGAAAUAUGACAGAUUUUGACCAAAACAUGUGAAAUAGAUCAAUCAUGCAAUAAAUUUGUUCUAUGUACUUAAGAAUUUCAAAAAAAUAUAUAUUGUAGAUCAGAGGAGUUUUCCCAAAAUGAUUCUGUUUGUGGUAAUCAUAUAUUGAAUCUGUCUGUUUGACCAUGGUCCAAAUCAAAACUAGAAGGGGUGGGGGUGUUAAACCAUGUUCAACACUUGGCCAUUUCAAAUUAUUCAAAAUCCAACUGCCUUUCAGGCCUGGAAUUUCAUCUUUGAGAAGGCAAGGCCAUUUUCAUUUUGAAAAGGGCACUUCCAUUUGAAAGUUGUAAAGUCUAUGGGAAACGGCACCAAGGCUAAAACCAGGGCAACGGAGGUCACGGCCUCCAUGGCCUUCCUUUACGUAAAAUUCCAGGCCUGGCAUGAUUUUGUUAAAUGGUAUUGGACUGAGAAGUGGAUGGGAUCAGAUGAACCAUCAAAAUCAUUGUCCCUACAGUUUUGCUUGGGUGUUGAAUUACUUUUUUUACGGUGCUGGAUUUUGUUAGAGUGAGGAAAAAUCACUCAAGGAAGUUAUGCAGAUCUGUGUACUUAGAGGGUUGCCAAUGCGUUGCAACAACUUUAACAGGACUGUACGCUUCGUUUUUGAAGGAGCACCUUGGUAAAGGGCACCCUAUGAGGACAUUGUACAUUUCUACUGGAGCAUUUUU